AUGUAUCAUGGAAAUUUUCCUGUGAAUCUUUCCAAGUUCUUCAAGAAGGAACCAUCUGAUUCCGGUGAUGGUUCCAUACGUUGCGACUGUGCAUCUAUUUGUAGGAACCGUUACUGUCGAUGCUUUACUGCUUCGAAGUUUUGCACGAAAUAUUGUACUUGCCAUUGGUGUUUGAACAAACCUCAACGUCAAGAUCUUCAGCGCAUCAAUGAGCUUCCAGCAUAUAAUCGUGGCCGACGGGGAGGUGUGUCUCAAUCAGACUCUUGUUCAGGGGUCGAAGAUGAAAAAGAAGAAGAAGAAGAAGAAGAAGAAGAUACAUAUUGGAAAGAUUGGUGUAGAGAGACGGGAAAAUACUCUCCUUGGAAUGUUCCAUGCGUUAAACAGAAACAGAAAGAAACUUCUCCCAAGGAAUCUGUUGGUGAAACCCCACUGAGGAGUCGUUCAAAGAACUCUAAAUCUGAAAGUAAGAGUAUCAGCUUAGAAGAAUCUCCUAUCAGGAAAAAGAGAGAAAACAAGUCUAAAAGUAAGAACAGCACUUCAGAUAAAAAGCGAAAGAAAGAGUAG
Messenger RNA from Fraxinus pennsylvanica, 564 nucleotides. The record is from the annotation of a GenBank genome assembly. Lineage: Eukaryota; Viridiplantae; Streptophyta; Magnoliopsida; Lamiales; Oleaceae.